CAUUAACGCUGCGUGAACGCUCGACGGAGGGCAAUGUCCAUGGAGAAUGUAGUUCAGCUUGAAUAAAACCACAAACUGUACCCAGACGGCUGUGAGGAGUUUGGUAGAUUUGCAUAUACUACAGUAUCAGUCAGGGUUCAUAGACAAUACUGGUAUUAUUUGUUUGUGAUACUGCAUAAAGCGCAUAAACAGACCUGUACGUGCGUGUUUGGAAUUGUAACUGCGCAAUAAGCUCAGCUCUCAGAUGCGUCCUACAGAGCGAUACCGCAGACGACACUUUCUCCAGUGUUUUAACAUCAGCUAACAGUAUCAUCGUUGACUGACUUUACAGUGCAGAAUAUAAAAAAAAGAAAAUGUCUAUGGAGUUAGAUGUGUUUGUGGGAAACACCACUGUCCUGGAUGAAGAUGUGUACCAACUGUGGUUGGAUGGACACUCAGUCCCAGAUGCGGUGAGAAUACGGAUGGAAGCAGGUGCCUUGCAGGAGUGUGAAGCCAAUGCAGAAGUUCUGCACAGUGACACCAUGGACCAGUUCAGAACGUUCCAGAUGUGUGAGCGCCUCCUCCAGUCUCCUUCCAAAGUGGCCAAUCAGCUUCUGUUCCAGAUCCCUCCUCACCGUCAGACCAUGCUUAUCGAGAGGUACUAUGAGUUUGAUAGUGUGUUUGCCAGAGAGGUGCUGGGUAAGAAACUCUCCAAAGGGACCAAAAAAGACUUGGAUGACAUUAGUUCAAAGACUGGGAUUGCACUCAAGAGCUGUCGUCGACAGUUUGACAAUUUCAAGCGUGUGUUUAAAGUGGUGGAAGAGCUAAAAGGCCCCCUAGUGGAGAACAUACAGCGUCACUUUCUCCUGUCUGAUGUUCUGGCAAGGGACUAUGCCGCCAUUGUGUUCUUUGCUAACAGCCGUUUCGAGACAGGGAAGAGAAAGCUACAAUACUUGUCUUUCCAGGACUUUGCCUUUUGCGCCGGUCAGCUCAUCAGCUACUGGACCGUGGGGGCAGUUGACAACAUGAUGGAAGACAUGGAUGUUGAUCUAGAAAAAGAGUUUCUGCAUGACUUGAAAGACUUGAAAGUUUUGGUUAAUGAUAAGGACAUGUUGGACCAACACAAAAGCUUGGUGUGUGCACAGCUUAAAGGGAAAAUUAAAGUCUUUAGUGAGAUGGAGGCCAGUUUUAAGAAUUUGUCCCGAGCUCUAGUUAACAUCGCCUCAAAACUCACACACACCAAAGAUGUCCGAGAUCUGUUCAUCGACCUUGUGGAGAAGUUCAUUGAACCAUGCCGGUCAGAUAAAUGGACAAUCGGAGACCUCAGACUUUUCCUUACGCACUACAGCAACUCUGUACACACGCUUGAGGCUUUCAGGCAUCAAGUAAUAUGGGACAGAUACAUGGGUGUCAUCAAAAGCUGCAUUCUGAAAAUGUACCAUGACUAAAACAUAUUUCAAAUGCUGGUUUCCAGUUAGCUUGACCAAAUCUUUCUUCAAACCUUUAAAAAGCCAGUCACCCUCUCGUUUUGUAAAUGUUUCUACCUCGGCUCCCUUUGUGUUUCAAAAUAUUCUUGUACAGCAGGGUUAAAUUAAGUAAAGAAAAAAAGUGUUGUCCACAAAUCCGCCUUAUUUGUUGUUUGUAAAAUUGAUCAUUGGGAUCAUUCUGUUACUUAUUAUUCAUGAAUUAUAAACUUAAAGAACAUCCAUGAAACCUUUCUAUUGCACUAAAUGUUUAUUAUAUUAGGGAAAAAAGCUUCCUUAAAGGGAUAGUUCACCCAAAAAAAUACAAUUCUGUCAUUAAUUACUCACCAUCAUGUCGUUCCAAACCCGUAAGACUUUCAUUCAUCUUUGGAACACAAAUUAAGAUAUUUUUGAUGAAAUGCAUUGUGGUGAUCUCGUGAAACAUAACAUUACAUUACUUAACAUUACGAUUGAACCACUGAUGUCAUAUGAACAAUUUUAACGAUGCUCUUAGUACCUUUCUGGGUCAGAAAGCUCUCAGAUUUCAUCAGAAAUAUGUUCCGGAGAUGAAGGGCGGUUUGUAACGACAUGAAGGUGAGUAAUUGAUGACAGAAUUUUCAUUUUUGGGUGAACUAUCCCUUUAAAGGAGAAGUCCACUUCCAGAAC
Molecule: messenger RNA, 2108 nt
Organism: Labeo rohita (rohu)
Lineage: Eukaryota; Metazoa; Chordata; Actinopteri; Cypriniformes; Cyprinidae
Product: acidic fibroblast growth factor intracellular-binding protein B
Exons: 11
Coding region: 354-1427 (357 amino acids)
Biological process (GO): platelet aggregation
Cellular component (GO): nucleus
Molecular function (GO): fibroblast growth factor binding
Source: RefSeq, a predicted model, not a curated record